GCUCGGUGCCCGAGCCAUCGCAGACGCUGGAGGCUGGGCCUCGGGGCAGCAGCAGGCGGCGCGGGACUGCGAGCUGCCUCCAGAUUGACGACUGCCUACAGGUGACUCUGGCAGCCAGUCCAGCAGAUGCAGCAGGUACUGUUGGAGCCCCAGAGGCAUGGUGGUUCCACUCCUUCAAUCCCAGAACCCUGGAGGCAGAGACAGGUGGAUCUCUGAGUUCAAGGACGGCCUGUUCUACAAAAUGCCAGUAUGGACAGAAUAGCUUAUGAUGCUUAUCCCCACCCAUCACUUCCGAGACAUUGAGCGGAAACCAGAAUACCUCCAGCCAGAGAAGUGUGCCCCACCUCCCUUCCCUGGUCCUGUGGGAACCAUGUGGUUUAUCCGUGAUGGCUGUGGCAUCGCCUGUGCCAUUGUCACCUGGUUUCUGGUCCUCUAUGCGGAGUUUGUAGUCCUCUUUGUCAUGCUGAUUCCAUCCCGAGACUACGCGUACAGCAUUGUCAACGGAAUUGUGUUCAACUUGCUGGCCUUCCUCGCCCUGGCCUCCCACUGCCGGGCCAUGCUGACGGACCCCGGGGCAGUGCCCAAAGGAAAUGCCACUAAAGAGUUCAUCGAGAGCCUUCAGCUGAAGCCUGGGCAGGUGGUGUACAAGUGUCCCAAGUGCUGCAGCAUCAAGCCCGACCGGGCACACCACUGCAGUGUUUGUAAGCGGUGCAUUCGCAAGAUGGAUCACCACUGUCCUUGGGUCAACAACUGUGUCGGCGAGAACAACCAGAAGUACUUUGUCCUAUUCACAAUGUACAUAGCUCUCAUUUCCUUGCACGCCCUCAUCAUGGUGGGAUUCCACUUCCUGCAUUGCUUUGAAGAAGACUGGACAAAGUGCAGCUCCUUCUCGCCGCCCACCACUGUCAUCUUGCUCAUCCUGCUGUGCUUCGAGGCCCUGCUCUUCCUCAUUUUCACAUCAGUGAUGUUCGGGACCCAAGUGCACUCCAUUUGCACAGAUGAGACGGGCAUCGAACGCCUCCAACGAACCAAACAGCCCAGGGAGCAGUCGGGCAGCUGGAAGUCGGUCCAGGAGGCUUUCGGUGGGGCCUUCUCCUUGAACUGGUUCAACCCUUUCACCAGACCUUGUCAACCAGAGAUACCCAUUGACAAGGGCUUGGUACGGCAAGUGUCGUCUCUGUCAGACAUAGACAACGUGGAAACAGCCGAGAGCCAACUGGAGGAGACAAAAGACAGGGACUCUGUGGAGGUGCUGGAUGAAUGGGGCCGUGGAGAAUAAGACACCAACAGUGGUGGCUACCCUGAUGAGAGUUGCCCAGUUCUGUCACCCCACCCUUUUCCCCGUUAGGAUUGGGUGGGUGGAUAGGAAGGGCAAUAGAGGGUACAGGAGAGUAGGGACUUCCUCUGAGUUCCUCUUAGCAGGAACGUGCCAAAAGUGACGGUCAUUAACAAUUCUCCAGUCCUGGAAGGGUGCCGGUUCUCUAUCCAGCAAGGGAAAUGGUGACCAGGAUGUUGGGGGUUGGGGAUCCACUUCUGCUUCUUGAGGGCUGCCUUGGGGAGGCUGAGGACCUUGGAGAAGAAAUAAUCUAAUGUCAAGGAAGACCAGCCUGGAAGGCUAGAGAGACUCCGGCCAUUUCCAGGAAAGGGAUUCCUUGGCUGUCUGACUGAGAAUCAGAACAAGGGAGGGGCUGCUGAGUCUGCCUUCAGGCUCGGGCUUGGUUGAAAGAGCACCCCAGACGCAUGCAUGCAUGCAUGCAUGCAUGCACAUGUACAGAGCCUACACAAAUGAAAAUGAGCCCAAGUGACAAUAGUAUCGCCAUCCUAUAGGUAGGUACUAGACUCUUCCCUCAGAAAGCAAUGUAGCCAGCCUUUCUGUGGCCUCAAGCGUGCAUUCCCAGAAGAGCUGAGACAGACAUGGGGACAGGUGCAACCAGAAAUGGCCUCCUUUGAGAGCUGCUCCCAAGACGGUGCCUCACAGGAAACUGCAUUGCUAGACCCAGUGACGCAUGCCUUCAUCCCCAGCACUUAGAGCAGGCAGUCAUACCUAUUACUUUGAGGAGAACCUGGUCCACGUGGUUCUGGCUACAUAGUGAAACCCUGUCUUAAAAACAAUAAAUAACUGUGUGGUGGCCAGGACAUGCAGACCUGCUAACCCAGGAAGACCCCAGGCACUGCUCUCCCAGGAUGAGCUUGAACCUAGUCAGCUCACUGGAGCCUGAGGUAUCUGACUGUUACUGAUGGACUGGGCAGCCUCCUGCACUCCCCAGCCCACUGCAGUGGUUGCCAGAGCAGCAGCUUCUGCAAUCUAACCAGUUAGACAGCCUCAAGAAACACACCCAACUCCCUCACCUUGAGCCAUUCCCCAGUGUUGCUGGCACUGACCCUGGCAGAGCCAGAGCAUUCUAUCACAUCUCUUGUAGCUCCAGGUGAAAGGACAUGAAUCCUGGGCCAAUGGAGCCUGUGGCCCCGGUGACAGGAGUCACUCGAGGUACUGUCUCGGGAUCCUGAGAAACGAAAGCUGUGGGGAGCCACAUGGAGGCCUGAUUCUUGGGCAGCAUCCUAGGUAGUGCCACAGGGUGUCAGCAGGGCUUCAGCAUUAGCAGGUGUGGCCUACUCCACCCCACUGCAAGUACAUGACCUCCAACCCGUCUGCUUUAACAUUUAUUAGCAAUAACAGGAGGAACUCAAGAUGGCCCUAAUUUGGCACCAUGUGGAGAGAGAUGUCCUCUGGAUGCAGGACCCCCAACCCCAAACAGCCCUGGAUGGCCCAUGUGCUGGACCAUAACCAGAGAUCGCACACCGGGGAGAAAGCAGGGCUAGUGACUGGGUCCUCAAGGAGCAGCAGUUAAAAGAAGCGAGGAGUUUGGAGUCAGGAUCUGUUAACUGAUUGUCCUUGAGGACAAUUGAAGCUAAAACUAGUCUUCCUCGGGGACAGCUCGACCUGCGGCAGAGGUACCCCCCAGCCCGCAGCCAUUUGUUUCCAGAGGGCUUCUCCAGGAAAGGUUGAAGUGUAUGUUUUGCUCUUACAGUUUUAGGUCCUCCACACUCAUCAGCAAACCCAUUACCAUGUUAGGCCUCAGCCAUUUAUCUUCAGUGUCCAGGACACUGGACAGCCAGGAUCAUGUAGGUAGUCGUCUGUCCAGCCCUGGGCCGUGUGCCUUCACACCAGAACACAAUGGCCUUCUCUCUGUGGCACCUCCGGAGAUUCUCCUCAGCACUGCAGCUGAUAAGAGGAGGCUCAGUGUUUCUGGGCCAGGGGCUGCUUGCACACCUGCCUCUUGCUUUGAAUAAAAGUUCUUUGGUCUA
Apodemus sylvaticus (European woodmouse) is the source of this 3306-nucleotide messenger RNA. It is a transcript of the gene Zdhhc3, whose product is annotated as zinc finger DHHC-type palmitoyltransferase 3. The coding region runs from base 266 to 1279 and encodes 337 amino acids. Gene Ontology annotation, molecular function: protein-cysteine S-palmitoyltransferase activity. The record is from RefSeq and is a predicted model, not a curated record. The transcript is spliced from 9 exons. Gene Ontology annotation, cellular component: Golgi apparatus; endoplasmic reticulum. Gene Ontology annotation, biological process: peptidyl-L-cysteine S-palmitoylation; protein targeting to membrane. NCBI's taxonomy places the organism in Eukaryota, Metazoa, Chordata, Mammalia, Rodentia, Muridae.